AUGGCUGCUCAAAGAGAACUCAAGCCCUCCAUUUGUCUCAACUUCUCUUUCUUUAAAGACUAUAUGAAAGAAUUACGAAGAGUAGACGACAAUAUUAUCAACAGACUAAACUCUACCUCUACACAAAGUGAAGCUGCAUGUGCUGACUUCUUUAGACAAAUAUCAGAAGCUUAUGCUAGACGUGAUGAAACGAUCAAUUACUGCCUCAAGAUUAUGGAUGAAGAACUCGACAAGAAGAAUAAAAAGUUACAAGAAGACCCUGAUGACUUUGAUGUUAAAAAUAGCAUUUUCACUCAAGAGUCUAUACGUCAAUCCAUUUCAAAUGAGAGAUACGUUGAAGAAAUUGUUAGAGAUCGUACCUUGGAUGUAUUCAAAAACAAAUGUAGAUUAUUUGAUACUUCUCCUCUAGACAAGUAA
Molecule: messenger RNA, 417 nt
Organism: Rhizopus microsporus ATCC 52813
Lineage: Eukaryota; Fungi; Mucoromycota; Mucoromycetes; Mucorales; Rhizopodaceae
Exons: 4
Coding region: 1-417 (138 amino acids)
Cellular component (GO): mitochondrial intermembrane space; mitochondrion
Source: RefSeq, a predicted model, not a curated record